This is a messenger RNA of Rosa rugosa (rugosa rose), 4955 nucleotides long. RefSeq lists its product as uncharacterized. Gene Ontology annotation, biological process: regulation of DNA-templated transcription. NCBI's taxonomy places the organism in Eukaryota, Viridiplantae, Streptophyta, Magnoliopsida, Rosales, Rosaceae. The coding region runs from base 2846 to 4600 and encodes 584 amino acids. The record is from RefSeq and is a predicted model, not a curated record. Gene Ontology annotation, molecular function: DNA binding. The transcript has a single exon.
AAAAAGUUUAGGUAAGAGGGAGGCUUCCCUACACUACCAGGGUCAGGGCAAACCUACGACCUCAACCCAACAGGACUUACGAAACUGGCCAGUGUCCCAGCCCAGCCCAUUGGUAUGGAAUUAUGCAGGACAUUUCCUAGAUAGCCCACCAAAUGAGAGAUUGUUGGUAGCGGGGAUCGAACUUAUGUGGGUUUACACCUCAAGUCCGCCCUUGCCAACUGAACCAACUCUCAUUGGCUUUUUCUUUUUUCUUUUUUCUUUUUUUUUCCCCAAAACAGCAUCUCUGCAUUCUAUGUUCAACCACCAAUGAAGUAACAAUACUGGAAAGAAUACAGUACUCAACCAGAUUCUUCAAGACUUCAAUAAACAAUCAGAUAUGUCUCUCCAGUUAUGAUAACUGUAAUGGAAAUACCUUUGCAAUUCUUAAUUUUUAAUUAACUCAAGACUGUUCCAUAUGAUAAUAUCAAAAUGAGAAACACGACUGACAAUGCAGUACUACCCCCUGGGACGUUUGCAGUCUUUUGGAAUUAUAAGUAUUUUUCAAAAUCUUGGGACUGUAAGAACUACAAAAGUGAUGUACAACAAUGCAGUAAAAUGAUAAGGGAAUAGGAAAGUACCAGGUUCACAACAUAGGGUUCUAGACUUCUAGGAAUCACUGAGAAAUUAGAAAAACUCCGCCUACCCACCAAAGAUGUCUUGGAAUGGCUCCAAGUCAACCCAUGUUGCAAAAACAAGCAGAAGGUCUCAGGAUUUUUCACUAAUAACUCAUCUUUCAGAACUUGCAAGUUACAAAGUAGCACUUGGAGCCAUUGAUAAUCAUCGAAACACUCAGAACUCUUGCACUAAAGGAUUUUGAAUGACUAAAACUAUGACACUUAACACACGACAUAAAGAAAAUCAAAAAACAAUAACCAAUAAUUUAUUUGUGAAUUGCAUUUAUUACAUAAUGAAGGACUUAAUUAUAGGGUGCUUAGUAAUUGGACUUUUUAAAAAUAAUUCAACUGACUCCACAUCAAAAAGUCUCAGGUCACCAAAGGUUUCACAUACCUGAUGACUGUACUAUUUUACACUGCUUUGAUAACACUGCAAAAGUAUUUCAACUACUAUUACAAUGACAAGAUCAAAAUGAACUAAGGGGAAUUUGGCAACCAUAUGAAGUCAACUCUGUUUAUUUAUUUAUUUUAUAUUUUUUCAGAGUACUGGAAAAUAAAGAGCAAUUACUGCAGGGAAAAAAUUGGGCAUCAAGGAUUCUUAGAAAAAAAAAAAAAAAAAGGCCAUUGAGGAAAACAAUGAUGUCUCUCGAAUCAGAAUGGCCCAUUAUCUUCAUGUUCUGAACUUGGUCAAAUAGAACAAAACUCAAAAGUUGCUAAAAUCAAACCAAAAGUAAAAUCAAAGCAAAUAUAGAUAAUGAAAAAUGUGAUUGGUUGAUUAUUUAAUUUUUAAUCUUUUGUAUACGAGAAACAAAUUUUUUUUACUGAGAGUGGAGAAAAUUACAAGGCAGGGAACAAGGGAUUCACUAGAAGACAGGCAACAAAAACACCAAAAUAAGAAACCGUCAAAAUAAGUGAAAUAAACAAAUUAAGAAGGAUGGAAAGAGCCAUCCCAAAACUCUGAAGAAACCGAAGCACACAAGACAACAACAACAACUUAUGAGCUCACUGUAAUAUCUACCUUACUAACAAUAAAUCCUUUUCUCAGGCAUAUGUGGUAGUGUGUGUACAAGAAUUAAAAAUAAAAUAUUUGUACACCAACAGAUACAUGCAUGAAGAAGCCAUAAUAUUUAAAACCCAAGCUUCAAAAUUAAACUCGGCAUCCCAUUUAGCAAAAAGACAUUUGAUAUAUAGAGUAUUGGGAAAAACGAAAAACUGAAAGAGGAUAAACAUAUAUUUGAAAGUCACAAAUCUUUUUGAGCUGUUCUCAUCAUUUAACAAGAAGGUGGGGGGUUGUGGAAGAGUUCCAAAUGCAAGUAGCCAAACACCAAAGAAUUUUGUUAUCAAACAGAAUUUUGAUAACGAAUGUGUGUAGAAACUAUACUACAAAGUUAGCCCAGCAUACUGCAAGGUCAGCCAUAACCAAUGUAGAAGUCCACCAUCAGAUCAAAUUUCAGGAACAAAAGAAAGUGACAUAGAUUUCUGGGUUGUAGCCGCCCAGAAAUCCAUUUGCUUUUCCUAUUUUCAAAUAUGGCUCUAUUUACUUGAGAUAUUAAUGUAAUUGUGUGAAAUGCAUAAUGAUCCAAAAAGCACCUAUUCCCCAGAGCCGUGCAAUCAAUUCCCAACAACUAAAGCACGCCUUUGAAACAACCCAACACCACUAAACCCUUAAACACCCUCCACCACAGUUAAAAAACAGAAACUUGAGGAAAUGCCCCCAAACGCUGUGGUGUUCCUGAGUUCAAAACAUAGUCUACAAAUUGAAUAACAGAGAAGAAGGCUGAAUUGAAUCUUACAGAACCAAACCAGACGAGGCAAUCAAUCCCAGAGAAGAAGCUCCAGGCUCCAGAGACGAGUCAAAGGUAGAGUGGGCGGAAUCGUAAAAUUCGGGGAAAUGAAGGCCAAGUACAAAACAGAGAGUCCAGCGGACAGAUGGCACAAGGAGACGACAGCAGCGUAGAAAAGAAAAAGAAAAUGGGAAAAAUAAAGAAAUUUCCUAUCACUUUAAGGAAUGCAAUUCCUAAACGAAUGAGGUUUAGGUCGUUGCAAUCCCCUUUGUUUCCCAGUCCAGACGGGUCGAAACUCUUUAUCUCAUUCUCAAUCCUCUAAAUUGGAUACCUCAAAACAUCACUUCUCGAAAUUCGAUUCAAAUUUUUUGAAAAAAAAACAAAAAAAAUCAGUCAAAGUAAACGACGAUGGCCUACGUUCCGGUAGGUUUCCGGUUCCACCCGACCGACGACGAGCUCAUCCGGCACUACCUGUAUUUGAAGAACAAGGUCAGCAAGGGAGAAGAUGAGGCGGCCGCGGCGGCGGCGGUGGUGCCGGAGUUUGAUUUGUAUGGCGAGACGGAGCCCUGGAACAUUUGGGAAGCCCACGGCGGAGCGGAUCUGUACGACCAGGAUUUGUUCUUCUUCACAAAGCUGAAGAAGGUGAAUCCGCACGGCACGCGAAUCAAUCGGAAGAUUGGGACGGGGACUUGGAGCGAAGGCGAACCGUCCAGGCCCAUUUUCGUCGGGGAGAAGAACAAGAAGAACAAAACCCCAAUCGGCCGGAAGAGGAAGUUCCGGUACGAGAACAAGCUCUCCGACCAGCACGGCUGCUGGUACAUGGAGGAGUAUAGUCUCGACGGCAUCAAAUCCGCCGAUUACGUCAUUUGCCGGCUGCGGGAGAACAACAGAUCUGGAGGCGGGACCGGAGGGAAUAGGGAUUUGCUGGCCAUAUCGGUGGCGGCGUCCAUGGAAGCUUCUGGACCGAUUCCGGUGGGGUUCAGGUUCCACCCUACGGAUCAGGAGCUGAUCUGUUACUUUCUCUACAACAAGAACAAGGGCAAGGGCGGCAGAGGCCUGUCGUUCAUCGCUGAGGAGGUGGAGACGGCGGCGGAGGAGGAAAUUAAGGCCCUCCCGGCGGCGGAGGAGCCUCCAUUGGCGACGGCGGCGGCGGAGGAGAGCAAAGACAACUGCAAAGAAGAGGAAGGCCACGCGCCGCCUGCGGAGGCGGAGGAAGAGAAGAGGAAGAACGGCGGCGGAGGCGGAGGCGAUGCGGCGGCGGAGGGAGAGAAGGAGAAGACGGGCCAAGUGUUGGCGCUGGUGUCAGUGGAGGAGGAAGAGGAGAAGAAAAAGAAGAAGGAGAAGGAGAAGGAGAAGAAGGAAGGAGAGGGGCAAGCGGCUCCUCUGCUGUUACUGGAGUACGUGAAGAACAAGGACGAAGACGAGAAAGAGCUGAAGCUGGUGGCAAGGGAGGAGGAGGCGGAGGCGGUGGAGGUGGAGGUAUGUAAGAAAGAGAAUCAAUUUUUGCAUGAGUUUGAUUUGUUUGGAAGCACAGAGCCUUGGGAGAUAUGGGACAUGUUUAGGGGAGCUGAAUUGUGCAACCAGGACUUGUUCUUCUUUACACAAUUGAAGAAGGUGAACCCCAAGGGCUCACGCAUUGGCCGCAAGGUUGGAUCCGGCGGUACUUGGAGCGAAGGAGAUGUCUCCAAGCCCAUUGUUGAUGACAGAACUGGAAACCACAUUGGCCGGAAGAGGAAGUUGCGGUAUGAGAAAGUUGGCUCUCCACACCAUGCUUGUUGGUAUUUGGAUGAGUAUAGUCUGCUUGAUGCUGAUAUUGGAGAUUAUGUCAUUUGUCGACUCCGGAAGAAUGACAAGUUAGCAGCAGCAGCAUUCUCAUCUGGUGAACCAAUCCACAGCAGGAAGAGGAAGUCCACGACUGCAGCAGAAUCAAAACACCCUCCCGCUACUCCACAAGAAUCAAAACAUCCUUCCACUACUGCGGGAGAAUCAAAACCGGAGGAGGACUCAUCAAAGGCAAAGCGGAAGCGCACUACCGGGCUCACACAAGUAGAGGAAGCUGCAGCAGAUGUGUUGAUGAAUAUGGCCAACAGCACCCUCAACAACAACACAUUGAAACUAUUUGGUAUUGAAAUUGGUUCUACUCCUACUAUAGGAGGAGAAUGACUCUUGUUGAUCUGUUUGUUUAUGCCUGAAAUACAGUGGAGUGGGAGUGGGAGGCCCUAUCAUCCCCUCCCGCUACUGUGGUGCGGGUUGAUUAGGAAGGAAGGAAAUCAGUGUCGGUUAUUUAUGCCCAAAAUCCAGUAGGGAGGCUAGGCUCUCGCUCCCCACUACUGGAAGGAAGAAAAUGUGUCUUUUGGACAGUCAUCACUGUUAUUUAUUUAUGCUUCAAACCCAGUUUGAGGCACUAGGCCAUCAGGACUGCGGUUUCAUUAGGAGGAAGAGCAUAUGUCUUUUGUAAUUUAUGUUGUUGAGCAAACUUCUAAGUUAUAUUUCAUUUUGAGGGAAGAGCAUUGUCAUU